UCCAAAAUUCAUGGGAAGACGAAGACAAAAAUUUGAGCCAUAGAUUAUCUCAAGCUCUCACCCUUCUCAUCUCUUUGAUUUGACUGUCUCUCUCUCUCUCUCUCUCUCUCUCUCAGCAACAAGAAGCUCUUUUACAUAAGCCAUCGCAAAGCCAUUUCUUUUAUUGGGUAUGUAAAUCAAUGAACUCUAUCCACACUCUUCCGUACUCUUCUUCUCCACGCUACUUCUUCACCCGCAACUCCUUCUCUGUUAAACGCCGCCGUUCUCGCCAUUCCCGACGGCACAGCACCACCAAGACCUUCGAAAUCAAUCCCGGCAAGCGCUCUUUAGCUAACGAUCAUGUUAACGAUACCCAAAGUCUCAAAUUAGUUGUUGAUGUUAACCAAAUAUCAUCUCUAACCUCUUCUAGAUUCCAUCGAUUUGUUUCUUUGGCGGAAGAUGCUUAUUAUGACUUGAAGACUCUCAUUACGGUAGACGAGAAUAAUCGGAUUCUGUUCUCGUGUCGCAAAUCGACUCUGCAGUUUACUGGCGCUGUGUUGCUUUGUGGGUUUGUUUUAGUUUCGACGAUUAGGGUUUUAAUCAAAUUGUUGUUGGGGUUUAGGAGUAGGUUAAGGGUUCCGAGACAGAAUGUUGUGGUUCGUAGGGACAGGAGUCUUGGAGGGAGAGAGGUCGUUGUAGCCACGACAGUGAAUGACAGAGGACAUGUGAAGAGGAAGAGUUCCAGGGUUCUGGACAAUCCCCUUUCACUACCGGGUUGGGUUUUUGGUUCGGAGUUGGGAAGAGAUGAUUGGAGGAGUUAUAGGGUAAGGAGCCAAGCGAAGUUGCCAAAAUGGUGGCCAGUUUCAGUGGCCGCGGAGCAGGACCUGGUGGUGGAUAAGCAGGAGUACCAGAGGGAAGCCAACAGAUUAAUACGAGCAAUCACGGACUAUAAAACAAGUGGAAAGGAUGUUACAGAGCAUGAUAUAAUUCAAUUACGUCGAAUAUGCAGGACAUCUGGAGUGCAGGUUUCCUUUGACACCACAAAUACACGGGAUUCUUUCUAUCGUGCAUCUGUUGACUAUGUUUUGAAAGUAUGCAGCAGUGCCCCAAGUUACCAUAAUGUUAUUCAAAUUGAUGGUGAAGAUGCACAGCGGUUCAUUGCUGGGCUUGCUGAAAACAUUGGGCUUGAGAAUAUUCGUGCUGCUAGAAUGGUGUCUGCAGCUGUUGCUGCUCGCACACGAUCGUGUUUCUUACAGGCAUGGGCUCUAGAAGUCCAAGGUAAACAUUCUGAAGCAGUACUGGAACUGUCAAAGAUAUGCCUUGUUCUCCGAGCAUUUCCUCCUGAAGAAUCCUCACCUGAGAUGGAGAUGGUUGCUCGGGGCCUAGGAAAACACUUGAAAGUGGAGCAGAGGGAACUUUUAAUGGAUAUGUAUGUUUCAGUUUGCAGUGAAGAGUCUCAUAGAAGUGCAGCAGAUGCUCUUGGUUUGAUGCUCUCACCUAGAGGUGUUGGUGACCAACAUGACAGCAAGCAUACAUGAAUAUUGUCUCGAAAUACAUUUUAAUUUUUUUUUAUUAUACAUGUAUUAAUUGCAAUUUAAUAAAGGUCAUAGUGUAGAUUGCCAAUUAAUCAAUAUCAUUAAUUUCUUGUUCUGAGUAA
Messenger RNA from Hevea brasiliensis (rubber tree), 1636 nucleotides. RefSeq lists its product as uncharacterized. The coding region runs from base 180 to 1517 and encodes 445 amino acids. The transcript is spliced from 7 exons. The record is from RefSeq and is a predicted model, not a curated record. Lineage: Eukaryota; Viridiplantae; Streptophyta; Magnoliopsida; Malpighiales; Euphorbiaceae.